Molecule: messenger RNA, 722 nt
Organism: Gossypium arboreum
Lineage: Eukaryota; Viridiplantae; Streptophyta; Magnoliopsida; Malvales; Malvaceae
Product: GATA transcription factor 29
Exons: 2
Coding region: 8-529 (173 amino acids)
Biological process (GO): regulation of DNA-templated transcription
Molecular function (GO): sequence-specific DNA binding; zinc ion binding
Source: RefSeq, a predicted model, not a curated record
AGGAGCAAUGGCAGAAGCUCCACAACAACACUUCAAUGGCAGCCAAUAUGCAGCAUGGCUAUCACCAGAUCAAAUAGGUAACAGUAGCAGUGCCCAUAACAUGAAUUAUCCGAAUGUAUUCAACAAUUUCUCAGGCCCUUCUGUUGAGUUUCCUCCUUAUGACACCAUCAACUCCUACAACUAUGUCCCUCCUCCGCCUCCACCUCCUCUUCACGAGCUGCCUCCGAACAGCUACACCCUGCUCGACGUCCCUCCUAGGAGAGCUGCCCAACUGCAACAAAGGGAGUUCGAAAGCUCCUCCGGCUGGGGUUUGGGACGAGGCCAACGUGGUUAUGGCCUCUACAAUGAUCCCAACAAGAGGUGCACUAACUACAACUGCAACACCAAUGAUACUCCUAUGUGGCGCAAAGGACCACUAGGCCCCAAGACAUUAUGUAAUGCCUGUGGUAUCAAGUACCGAAAGGAAGAGGAGAAAAGAAAGACUAAAGAAGGGAGAGACGGGGAGCAACAGUUCGACCUCAAUGAAUAAUUAAUAUUUCCUUCCGUUUUGCAAUUUCGUUUUAGAACUUCUUCUUUUUCCUGCUGAAAACAUUUCCUUCACAGUAUGCGAACAAUUUUACUUUGUUAUUUUGGUUGACUAUGAAUUUAUCUUUGAAUAAAUAUUAGGGAUAAUGGAACUUUAGUCCCUAAAUUUAUCAAUUUUUUUUAUCUUGGUCCUUAAA